This is a messenger RNA of Trichoplusia ni (cabbage looper), 1144 nucleotides long. RefSeq lists its product as uncharacterized. The record is from RefSeq and is a predicted model, not a curated record. Bases 141 to 1079 code for a protein of 312 amino acids. The transcript is spliced from 2 exons. Lineage: Eukaryota; Metazoa; Arthropoda; Insecta; Lepidoptera; Noctuidae.
UCAGCAGGACGAAAUAAAGAAAGGAAGAAGGCGGUAAAAAGUUUUUAAGUUCGAGCUGGAGGUCACUUCAGGUUUUUGUAGAUUGUUAUAUAAUUUGUAAAUUGAUUUCUAAAAGCAAUUCGUUUAUAACUCUGUCCAAUAUGCCUCAACCAAAUAAACGUCGAUUACAAGAAAUAGAUGAUACGCUCGAUCAUUUAACUGAAACCUUAAAACAGUUAGAUGAAUAUUCGUCAAAAGCCGAGUUUGAAUGUUCUUUGAUAACGGCUAAAUUGAAGAGGGAAAAGCUCAAAGCUAUGGCUGCAGCCGCACAAUCUCAAAUAUUGCUUGCUCAAAUGGAUGUAUUGAUUGCUGAAACAGAUUUGUAUUCCGACAUUCAACGGUUAAAAAAAAGUAAAAAAACAAAAUUGGACGAACGAAGUAAAGAAAAAUCAACUGCCUGCCGAUGCAAAUCAGCUAAAUCUGCAUCAAAAUCAGUUAAGAAGACUCAUAAUACCACCAAGGAGACAGAUCAAGACCAGAAGAAAGGUCCAGUAAUUGACGAAGACACUGCUUCCAAUGACACCGUCUUAGUCACACCACUAAACAUUGGCAACACUGAAUCUGUAAUUAACACUUCGGAAUCUAUCCUUAGCCCACUCUCAGGACGGUCUCAAGACAGCAGAGAUGUGAAGACAAGCACUGACAUCUUUAAUCUAGCCGACAAUGAAAUGAUCAAACAGUAUGAUACAUUACUUUCAAAUUCUAUGUAUGCAGAAUUCAACACGCCAUACUCAAAAAAUAACUCCUUUACACCAGAUGUAAAACACAAUCAUAAAACUAGUAAAAGAACAAGGUCUUCAAAAAGAUCUAAAUCUAAAGAAAAUGAGGUUGAAAAUAGUAUUAAGAACUCUUUGCAGAAAAAUAUAGUAUCUGCAGUUAAAGGAAUUGUUCAACAUGAUGAUACAGCUAUGACCCCUGUUCGACACAAUAUGCCUUCAGUCCUCACUCAGCCGAAAAGACCAUGUGUUGAAACACCAUGCAUGCCACAACCCAGUUUAUAUGUACGAAGACCAGUGUUUGAAGUUUUCCAUUCCAAAUAAUUCAAAAUGUUCUUUUUUUAUUUAAAUUUUAUACCAUUUGUUUUCUAGAUUAUUUUUAACCAAGC